This is a messenger RNA of Haemonchus placei, 216 nucleotides long. The record is from the annotation of a GenBank genome assembly. Lineage: Eukaryota; Metazoa; Nematoda; Chromadorea; Rhabditida; Trichostrongylidae.
UUGUCGCUAGCGAAACGAACCGGUUCUGAUGGUAUUUUUAUCAGAAUGAUCGCUGCGAAUUCCUCGGCGGCAAUAGAAGGCAGUCUACGUGUUGGUGACCGUCUUCUAUCGUUGGACGGUGAGAGUGUCACAGAUCUUACACCGACAGCGAUUUUGGAACGAUUGCGUGCUAUACAGGGCGCCGUGCACAUUACCGUUUCCCGGGACCCUCAAUAA